AUGAAAAAGAUUUUGAGCCAAUUUCAAUAUUACAAGUCACUUAUAGGAAUACCAAUCUGGGCUGAAGAAUUAUGGGAAGCCCAGAAAUUAAUUAUUGAUCAACAACGAAAAAUAGAAGGAGUUGUCUUUGCAAUAUUAAAAUACCCUACAGACUUUGAGAAUAGCCUGUCCAAUAAGCCUUUAAAAACCGCGUUUAUAACAAUGAACAAGUGUAAAAAAUAUGAUGUUUCAUUGAUAAAAGUAGGAAAACUAGAUGAAGAACUACAUUUUGGAGCAUUUGGACGUUUCUGGUGGAAGACACGUGACAAUAUAUUAUAUCCUAUACGCUUAGAAAUGAAAACCCUUGUCACACUUAAUAAAACUCACUUUAUAAUUACUGUAGUUAAAGGAACUUCAGUUGCUGCCUUUCAACCUGGUUAUAUUUGUGAAGCAAAUGGCAUUACAAGUUCUGUUUACGAUACUCCCUCUGGUGCGAUUAACUUUUUAUACCACAUAUUAUUCAGUUCAAAAACAAGAUUUUCUGGUCCGUUAAUAUGUGGUUUUAAUGAUAAGGAAAUUAACAAACGAAUUUUGGAUGAUAUUCCUUUUCAACCAUUUACAAUAAUGGUCGGUAAUUUACAAAUAUUUAUUGGAAUGAUUGGAGUUUCAGAUCAGGAGAAUUUGGGAUAUGUAGGUCCGGGAUAUUUGUCUUCUUUCAUUUAUAGAGUUGGUGAAGAAAAAAUUCGAACAUUAUUUGUACAGCAAAUUCAUCAGCGACAUUGUUCUGUGGCUUUAUACCAAGAUGAGCGAAUUAAAUUAAAAUAUAGCGGAAAAAAUCCAGAUGAAGUCUAG
Messenger RNA from Rhizophagus irregularis DAOM 181602=DAOM 197198, 831 nucleotides. Lineage: Eukaryota; Fungi; Glomeromycota; Glomeromycetes; Glomerales; Glomeraceae. The record is from RefSeq and is a predicted model, not a curated record.